Molecule: messenger RNA, 1447 nt
Organism: Pseudoliparis swirei
Lineage: Eukaryota; Metazoa; Chordata; Actinopteri; Perciformes; Liparidae
Product: H-2 class I histocompatibility antigen, L-D alpha chain-like
Exons: 8
Coding region: 95-1447 (450 amino acids)
Biological process (GO): immune response
Cellular component (GO): external side of plasma membrane
Source: RefSeq, a predicted model, not a curated record
GAGGAAACGCGGUACGGGAACCGGAGAGAAGACACGGUGCGACCGGCCGAUAACACCCGGGGAGAGGAGAGAGAAGCCCGGGUCGAGGAGCAGGAUGUUCCCCGUCCUCCUGGUCGUUCUUUGGGGGGCAAUGGCGGCGAACUGCGAUGAAUUGGAGCGGCACUCCCUCUCUUACAUCUACACGGCCUUCUCCAAACCCGUGGGGCUGCCGGGCUUCCACGAGUUCACGGCCAUGGGCCUGCUGGACCACAGGAUGAUCGACUACUACGACAGCGACAGCAAGGUGAAGGUGCCCAAGCAGCCGUGGAUGAAGGAGCGCCUCUCGGAUGACUACUGGGAGAAAGGCACGCAGUCCCGCCAGAGCAAGCACCAGUGGUUCACGGUGAACAUCGACAUCCUGAAGACACGCAUGAGGCAGAACGACUCUGACCUCCAUGUCCUCCAGUGGAGGCACGGCUGCGAGGGCGUCCGGCAGCCCGAUGGCACGCUGAAGUUCAACCACGGCAUGGACAUGUACAGCUACGACGGCAACGACUUCCUGUCCUUCGACAACGAGCACUCUGUCUGGGUGGCGCCGGUCGCCGCGGCGCGCCAGACCAAGAGGAAGUGGGACGAAGUCCAGGUGCUGAAGGAAUACACCAAAGGCUACCUGGAGAAUGAGUGCAUGGACUGGAUGGACAAGUUCCUGAAUUAUCAGCAACCUUUGCUGGAACAAGCCAUUGCUCCCGAGGUGUUCGUGUUCACGCGGAACACCAAGGUGGACGCCAUCGUGGCGCUGUCGUGCCUGGCCACGGGGUUCUACCCUAAAGACAUCGUGCUGAGGAUCAAGAGGAACAAGCGCGUCCUGACCCCGGAGGACGGGCUGGUUUCUACGGGCACUCGACCCAACGGAGACGACACCUUCCAGAGGAGAGACACGGUGGAGAUCCUGAGGACCGACGAGUCCACCUACACCUGUGAAGUGAGGCACGACGCAUCCGGGCUCCACAUGGAGGAGGAGUGGGAUCGCACACUUCCUGCCAGCACUGAAGUGUUCAUCAUCGGGGGGGCAGUGGCCGGGCUCACUGUGCUGACUGUGCUCACUGUGGUUCUUCUCCUCUUGUAUAAAAGAGGAUGGAUCCACGGGCUCCUCAAACCAGCCCCAGGCUCUGAUCCGUCCCUCAGCAGCAACGACUCAACCGCCGCCAGCAGCUCCUCUGGGUCCGAGACCAGCGUCCACAUGAAGGACUACGCCGGCUCCUCUGGGUCCGAGUCCGGCGUCCUCAUGGAAGCCGACACCGGCCCCUCUGGGUCCGAGUCCAGCAGCCUCAUGGAGGCCGACGCCGCCCUCUGGGUCCGAGUCCAGCAGCCUCAUGGAGGCCCCACGCCGCUCCUCUGGGUCCGAGUCCAGCGUCCUCAUGGAGGCCCACGCCGGCUCCUCUGGGUCCGAGUCCAGCAGCCUCAUUGA